AUGCAGCAAACAAUCAAAUGCGCGUUCUUCAUUUGCGAUUAUGCGAAUACUCAAGGCAGCCUUGCGCAAGUGAUCAAGAAUUCAGUACUGAAUGUGGAAUCUGAGAUCAAAGAAUUCGAAAAUGCAUUCAAAGACCUUCAACAUAGUUUUCAGAGCCAAUUGGCUGUCUCCCCACAAUUCACUGUGCUCAAAAUAUUAGAAGAUGUUCAAGAUCUUGGCACACAAGCAGAUUUUUGUGACAUGCGUUAUGCCAUAGAUGCUAGAUGUGCUGCAUCAUAUGCCAUUUAUCUACUGGCUAACAGUGCGGUGCCCCCGGCUGACCUCACAACAUCCCUGCAGAGCUGGGUUAUCAAGGACAGCAAGGAAUCAGAGAGGAUCUUAGAACUUGAGAAGUUAAUGAAUGUCACCCCUUCUUGGUGUACUGCUCGGGCCCGAGGGCAUACAAUUGCAUAUUGGUGGAGGAAGAGACUUGGGAAAGACAUUCUCACCGAAACAAACAAUGAAAUUCAAAGGUACAGCAAUGCAUUGGAUGUGCUCAUGCAAAACUUCACUCUCCCAGAUCACAGCCUACCAGUGCCAUGCUCACAACUCUGA
Messenger RNA from Suillus discolor, 594 nucleotides. RefSeq lists its product as uncharacterized. Lineage: Eukaryota; Fungi; Basidiomycota; Agaricomycetes; Boletales; Suillaceae. The record is from RefSeq and is a predicted model, not a curated record. The coding region runs from base 1 to 594 and encodes 197 amino acids. The transcript is spliced from 5 exons.